AUGACAUACAAUCCAGGAAUGGCCCUCAGUCCCCGGCAGACCUUCAAUGGUCAGAGGGUGCUAAGAAUCUCCGGACAAAACAAAAAAUUAGCUACAUGGAAUGUUAGAAGUAUGUUUGAAAGUGGAAAAUUAGAUAAUACGGUGAAGGAAAUGGAAAGAUUAAAGAUUGAUAUAUUGGGUAUAAGUGAAGUUAGAUGGCCUGGAAAUAAUUCGAUAAAUCAUAACCACGGAGUAGGUGUUAUAUGCAACGAAAAUACAAGCAAGGCAGUUUUAUUCUUCUUACCAUAUUCUGAUCGAAUAAUUUUAGUAAAAAUAAAAACAAAUCUAGGAAUCUUAAAUAUAGUUCAAGUAUAUGCACCAACUGCAGAAAAAGAUGACA
Centruroides sculpturatus (bark scorpion) is the source of this 379-nucleotide messenger RNA. RefSeq names its product craniofacial development protein 2-like. The transcript has 2 exons. The record is from RefSeq and is a predicted model, not a curated record. Lineage: Eukaryota; Metazoa; Arthropoda; Arachnida; Scorpiones; Buthidae. The annotation marks the transcript as partial.